CUAUGAUAACUGUUUUGUUUUUCUUUGCCCCUAGUUCACAACCCCAAGACCUCCCUUGAGCCUUCAACUAAGCUAUGCAUACCCGAGGUCCCCCAGGUCUGCUGUUCCCUGCACUGCCUCUGGCAUCCUCAGUCCUGAUGCUGCUGCUGAGUAGCCUCUGGUUGAUGGGGGCUGGCCCUAGCCUUGCCCUAGUUCCGGAACUGUUGCUGAACCCCUGGCAAGUUCACAGGCUACUGACCCACGCCCUGGGCCACACGACCCUCCCGGGACUGCUCCUGAGCUUGCUGCUCCUGCCCACACUGGGCUGGCGGCAGGAGCACCGCCUGGGCACACUGCGCUUCCUGCAUGCCUCUGCCCUGCUCUCCCUGGCCGCAGGGCUGCUGGCUGUGUUGCUGGCAGGCCUUGGGGUGUCGAGCGCAGCUGGGGGCUGCGGCUACAUGCCUGUCCACCUGGCCAUGUUGGCCGGGCAGGGGACUGACCCCAGACACCGACCCCAUCAUAACCUGCCGCCGUGUCUGCUGCCAUGGCUGCUCCUCAUUCUCACACCACUGCUUAGCUCUGAGCCACCCUUCCUGCAGCUCCUCUGUGGCCUCCUCGCUGGCCUGGCCUAUGCCGCUGGGGCUUUCCAGUGGCUAGAGCCCUCUGAGUGGCGGCUGCAGGCACUGCAGGAGAGCGUCGUGUGCAAGGCUCUGGUGGGCUGCUGGCCCUUCCGGCUCCUUCCCACCCCUGGCACCCCAGCUGAGCUGCCCAUCACUCACCCGGCCGGAGUGAGGCCGCCAGCCCCAGGACCGCCCUAUGUGGCCUCCCCAAGGUUCUGGCCCCAGAGUGAAGUCUCGGCUUCAUUUCUGCCAGGGCUUUGGCCUGCGCAGCCCACCUGGGAGGGCUCUUCAGAAGAGGGCCUAGCUUGGACGAGGGCCUUCCCUCCAGCGAGCCCACUCUGGGCUGCCCUAGACGAACAGAUGCUGCAGGAAGGGAUUCAGGCCUCCCUGCUGCAGACACCGGCCCCGGGGCCCGAGAGCCCACUCUGGCUGCCGAAGUCCUCUGUUUCCUCCCUGCGGCUACAGCAGCUGGAGCACAUGGGCUUCCCCACAGAGCAGGCCGUGGUGGCCCUCGCAGCUACAGGUCGCGUGGAGGGUGCUGUGUCUCUGUUGGUCGGGGGACAGGUGGGCGCAGAGACCCUGGUCACUGAGGCGAAGCGUGGCUCUGCCCACCCCCAAAGCCCUGGGCACUCCUAGCACAGAUCGGCCUGCAGUGUGGAUCCCAAGCCCUACACCUGUGUGCUGAUUCACAGUGGGGGGGUGCAGGUUUCCCCACCCUGGCAGUGUUUAGAAUAAACAAUUCACUUUUGAACCAGUC
Messenger RNA from Suncus etruscus (white-toothed pygmy shrew), 1356 nucleotides. It is a transcript of the gene RHBDD3, whose product is annotated as rhomboid domain containing 3. NCBI's taxonomy places the organism in Eukaryota, Metazoa, Chordata, Mammalia, Eulipotyphla, Soricidae. Gene Ontology annotation, molecular function: serine-type endopeptidase activity; protein binding. The record is from RefSeq and is a predicted model, not a curated record. The coding region runs from base 75 to 1235 and encodes 386 amino acids. Gene Ontology annotation, cellular component: membrane. The transcript has 5 exons.